AUGUCUUUGAAGUUAACCUUUUGUUGGCUGUUUUGUUUGCUGCUAAUUCAAGCUUCUAUUUCUGAAGCUGAGUUUUGGAAAAUGAAAAGAAGAAGUGAUUAUGAUCUCCAAGCUAAGACUAGUGCUGAAUUUCUUCAGCUGUACAAAGUGAAAUUGGAAGGUGCUAACAAUUUGAAGAAAAUGAAGGGGUCUAGUCAAAUACAACAGCAAAAGAAAAACCAGAGCCAGCAAAGCGAAGAUCAAAGGAAGAACCAUGUGAGUUUUAGAAAAUCAGUUCAAGUAGAAGAAUCUUCCUCUAUACAACAAAAAAUACAGCAGCAGAGGCAGCAACCGGUGAACUCUACGAAAUCUAACCAAGAGGAUCAUUCUGAUGAACAAGUACCAGAGGCACACUUUAGAGAGUUGAUAGAUUAUUGGAGGCUUGAAGCAAUUAAAGAAAUCAGUGCCAAAAAUGCUAGAAAUAUAGCACAGCAGAAAUGGAGACACCGAGUGGGGCCUAUAAGCUUUGCUUGUAUAAGGGAGAGAUUGCGUGCAAGCAAAGAGGAUGGAGAGAGCUCUACUCAAGCUGAUAUUUUCAUUGAAACUCGUAAAAGCAAGAAAGGAAAAAAGGUGGAUGAAGAAACAAAUAAUGUGAUUACAAAACUUCAUGACUUGGUUGAAAAUUGUGGUCAAUCUUCUUCUGAAGCUUUUAAGCAAGUGUUUGGCGACGAAAGACCGGGGAGAGUGCGAUGCUACGGGAGAACUAUGACACCAAGUGUCUUCAAAAGGAAUAAUGAAAUAGCUGAAAUUGAGAAAAAACAUGCGAAGGAAGUCCAACGUUUAACUGAUAAGGUGCAUGACAUGGAGGCAAAGCAUGAGGACAUGGAGCGAAAAUUUCAAAUUCUUCUACGGACCAUGCUGAACCAUACUGACAACGCAGUUGAUUUGGAUGCUUUAGCUGCCUUGUUACUCCCCAGUGAUGACAAUGGCCCUCUACAUUCAUCUACAUUUAUGCAUGCUCCAAAUAAUCAAGAGCAAAAUGAUGGUGGCAUGAUGGCGGAAGAAGAUGAUGCUACACUUUGAUGGUGGAAUUUGGAUCCUGUAGUUUGGAUCUUUAGUUUGGAUCUUUAGCUUAUUAGUUUGGAUUAUUAAAUUUGUUGGAUUACAUGGAUUAAAUUUUCCACUCCUUGUUGGAUUACGUGGAUUUAGAUGGUUAUGGAGGAUUGCAAGAUUCUAUCUGAUAAUUUCUACACAAGUCAGUUGCUGCAGGUUAAAAGGAAUUGCAACAAAGCUGUUGAUUUUAUGUCAAAAUAUGCUCUUUCUUUUGUUAAUCAUGUAUGGUUCUCAAUAUGGGUCCAUGCGGUCUAGGACAAAUUCUGUUAGAUGACUGUGGGGUUCCCUCUCAAUUUCCAUUUCAAUGAAUGAAAUACUAUUUUAAUUAGCAAGUAUAUAAUUGUAUUCAA
Messenger RNA from Lotus japonicus, 1442 nucleotides. RefSeq lists its product as uncharacterized. NCBI's taxonomy places the organism in Eukaryota, Viridiplantae, Streptophyta, Magnoliopsida, Fabales, Fabaceae. The record is from RefSeq and is a predicted model, not a curated record. The coding region runs from base 1 to 1062 and encodes 353 amino acids. The transcript has 7 exons.